AUGGAAUUGUUUUUACAUCACCAAAUUAAUUGCUACGAUUUGUUACUAGAAAUAAGGAAAAAGAUACCCAUCUGGGGAGAAUACGAAGCGAACUUUUUUUUUCAUUGGAAAAAAAUUAUGACCAUAUGUGUCGAAGAGUUAAAAAUAUACAUACUGAUAUUCCGAUCUUUAAACAUCGAAACUGUUAAGCACUUGGAUUUCUUUAUGCUAAAAAUUAUUGUAGACGAACUAGACGAAUUGAGGAAGGUACACGAGCCUAAUUACAAGCCAUUCCUAUUUACACAGGAGUGUCUAAAUGAUUACGAUUACUCCUGUUCAUUUGAAAAGAGCCCAGAUAUUUAUGUCAAUAUGAAUGAAUUUAUCCAACCCUGGUAUAGAAAGAAUUUUAACAAGUCUAUGGACAUUAAGAAAUUUUUAAAUUCCUUGGACAUUUUGGAAAACCAGAAACAUAAAUCGUAUAUCAUCCAGGCGAUGGAGAUCCCCACCUACAUCUUUGACUUGUGCGACUUGGAGGAAACAAAAAAUGGAGUGGUCACGCCAAACGGGGGGGGACCAACAAAUGGGGUUAUUUCACCAAGCGUGAUAGCCACACCAAGAGUGAUGGCCACACCAAGCGGUGCAGCCUCCCCCAAUGGGGCUUCCUCUUCACAGAACGAUACCUCUAAGAAGGUUAAAAAAAUGUACGCGAAGAAGAAAGAAAAUCAGAAGGUGAAAAAUUUAAACACUUCCGUAAACCCCAAGCCGAAGAAGAGAACAGGGUACUAUGACCUCGAGAUAGACGGGGUUGUUGCAUCCUUUGAGGCUAGGAAGGGGGUUUAUUAUGACAAGUCGAGGAAGCUCUGGAGGGCGAACUGGAAGGAAAAUGGGAAGAUUCAGACGAAGGGAUUUUCAGUCAAUGAGUAUAAGUCGGUUCAACUAGCAAGACAAAAGGCAAUCGAGUGGAGAGAAAAAAAGGAGGCAGAACUUUUGCUCUGA
Plasmodium cynomolgi strain B is the source of this 975-nucleotide messenger RNA. Its product is annotated as transcription factor with AP2 domain(s). Gene Ontology annotation, molecular function: DNA-binding transcription factor activity. Gene Ontology annotation, biological process: regulation of DNA-templated transcription. Lineage: Eukaryota; Apicomplexa; Aconoidasida; Haemosporida; Plasmodiidae. The record is from RefSeq and is a predicted model, not a curated record. The coding region runs from base 1 to 975 and encodes 324 amino acids. The transcript has 2 exons.